Molecule: messenger RNA, 1498 nt
Organism: Porites lobata
Lineage: Eukaryota; Metazoa; Cnidaria; Anthozoa; Scleractinia; Poritidae
Source: the annotation of a GenBank genome assembly
AUGAACGACAAAAAUGCCACUUUUUGUGACAGCUGGAGUGGACUAACAAUCGACGACACGGUCUCCUACAUCAACAGCAUUCUCCUUGCUACUGCCAACGCUCCUUGUGCCAUUUUUGCUUUCCUUAGUAACCUUGCUGUUAUUGUUACUGUCGCCAGGAACUCCUCCUUGCAGAGACCCAGCAACAUCUUACUGUGUAGCCUGGCCUUCACGGAUUUUCUUACAGCUGUCACUGCUCAGCCAAUGUUUAUUGUAUGGCGACUUGUCCUUCCAAAUUCUAAAGAGCCGUGUUCAAACCAGCUAUUGAUAUUUUACUUAUACUACAUUUCCUAUGUGUUUACAGCUGGUUUGUCUUUCUUGAACGUCACAAUUAUGAGUUUUGAUCGCCAUUAUGCUGUGUCCAAUCCUCUCGUAUAUAUGGCUGAAGCCUCUAAGGAAGGUAGGUUUCUCCACUGAUAAUAAGACAUGGAAGUCACCAAAAGCGCCAUCUUUAAUUUAUAGCUGUCAGAACAGGGCGUCCGCAGAGCAUUAUCACAUGACCGUGUCGUAAGCUCAAAAAGCUCACAACUCAUCUAAAAGUCAUGUUUUUUUUUAAGUUGCCCGCUAUUGUAAAUCAAUGACCACUUGACUAGAAGAAAAUCCACAGUCAAAAAUAACAAAAAUAAUAAUCAAAAUGACUAAAAUGAAUUCCUAAUUACUAUCAGCUGAAGUAAUGACAGUAUCAGUGAGAUAACAAUUAAAAACAUUUUUUUAUUUUGAAUUUCUGUGCAAUUAGAUUCCAAGUCUAUUACGGUUAGGGGCUCUGAGAGGCCAGCGGCACAUACCCAGCAAAAAUUUACCCAAGUACCUCCCCCGGGGCGAAGCCACGAGCAGCGCGUUGCGCGGGCCUCAGUCCAAGCAAGCUUGAUGCUCGUGGCUUCGCCGCUCGUAUACUCACAUAUCAAGCUCGCUCAUAGAUUUUCGAGCAAAUGAAAGUCUGCUCGCGGUCUACAAUAGGUGCUAAAACACUAAGCUCUUAUUGUUUUAAUCAGGUGCUAUAAAGAAAGUCACCUUCGCGGGAGUGGUCUGGCUCAUAUUCACAGCCUUGAAUAUUUUGGUUUUGCCACCUUUUGUCAGAGGUCUUUCCAUCAGCAUCUGGGGUGCGGUGUUUUUUGUUGCCCCGCCCAUCAAUUACGUCAGAACAUGGCUCGCAAUUGUCCAUCACAAUAGACAGGUGGCUGAAAAUGUUGUCUCUUCGCAACAGUUAAAAGCUGUGCUUCAACGAGAGAAGAAGGUGUUUCGUGAUAUGCUCCUUGUCACCAUGGUACUGUUCGCUUCACUGGUACCAGGUAUGCUUGGUUCCGCUAUUAUGGAACACUUGGGAUAUUAUCGAGAGCUUGCACUUUUCCUCCCAUGGGCGCGGACAAUGUCACUUGCUCCUUCAACAAUUAAUCCUCUUAUUUACUUUGUUCGAAAUGAAUAUCUGCGAAAUGCAUUCAAGUCUAUGGUGAAGAUUUAG